Oppia nitens is the source of this 1169-nucleotide messenger RNA. RefSeq names its product ATPase GET3-like. The coding region runs from base 151 to 1152 and encodes 333 amino acids. NCBI's taxonomy places the organism in Eukaryota, Metazoa, Arthropoda, Arachnida, Sarcoptiformes, Oppiidae. The record is from RefSeq and is a predicted model, not a curated record. Gene Ontology annotation, molecular function: ATP binding; ATP hydrolysis activity. Gene Ontology annotation, biological process: post-translational protein targeting to endoplasmic reticulum membrane. Gene Ontology annotation, cellular component: GET complex. The transcript is spliced from 4 exons.
UAAUUAAAAAGAGUGUAAACGUGUAUAAAGUGUAUGUAAUUAGUGUCACAUUUGGUUGUCAUCACUAAUAUUGUCUGAAGUGAUGAAAUCAAGUAUUUGAUGAACCAUUUGAUUAACUAUUUGAAGGAUCAGAUCCAGUGAUAGACCAAAAUGUCAGGAGAAGACACAUCAAUGUUGGAACCAUUAGACUCGUCGUUGCAAAACAUUAUCGACCAGAAGAGUCUUCGUUGGGUUUUUGUUGGCGGCAAAGGAGGCGUCGGGAAGACGACGUGUAGCUCUUCACUGGCCAUCCAAUUGUCGUACACUCGGGACUCGGUGUUGAUUAUCAGUACAGAUCCGGCACAUAAUAUCAGCGAUGCUUUUGACCAGAAGUUCUCCAAAGUGCCCACACCUGUAAAGGGUUUCAACAACUUGUAUGCCAUGGAGAUCGACCCCAACUUAGGAACGGGUGAAUUGCCUGACGAGUUCUUCGCUGAGUCGGAUCCCAUGAGAAUGAGUCGAUCAGUAAUGCAGGAACUGUUGGGUGCAUUUCCCGGCAUCGAUGAGGCCGUCAGUUACGCGGAAGUCAUGAAAUUAGUGCGAUCUAUGAAUUUCGAUGUCGUUGUCUUUGAUACGGCACCGACAGGUCAUACGCUUCGGUUGUUGUCAUUUCCCGCAGUCGUUGAAAAAGGUUUGGGAAAAUUGUUACGGAUUAAGAACCAAUUGGGACCUAUGGUUACUAAUGUCGCCUCAAUGUUGGGUUUGACUGAUAUGAAUGCCGAUGUAAUGAACAAUAAGAUUGAAGAGAUUUUGCCAAUUAUUAAGACAGUGAACGAACAGUUUCGGGAUCCAAACCAAUGCACAUUUGUCUGCGUCUGUAUCGCAGAGUUUCUAUCUUUAUAUGAAACCGAAAGACUGGUUCAGGAGCUAACCCGAGCCAAUAUCGACACUCAUAAUAUUAUUAUCAAUCAGCUAUUAAUGCCGAAAAAUGGUGAAACCGGUUGCUCUAUGUGUAAGGCAAGGAUUAAAUUGCAAAACAAGUAUUUGGAUCAAAUCAAUGAUCUUUAUGAAGACUUCCAUUUAACUAAACUUCCACUUCUAGAGGAAGAGGUUAGAGGUGUGGAUAAAGUAAAGACAUUCAGCAAAAAUCUGAUCCAACCCUAUAAGCCAUAACUAAAUAUUUAUUACUA